ACAAACAAAAGGUAUUGAUAAACGUCAGCUGUGUCAGAGAAAACUUGAUAUCUUUUAAUCUCCUUAUUCGCUUUUAGCCACAUUUUAAAAAGUAAAUAAAAGCAAAUAUAUUUUAUUCCUUUUUGUGCCAAAAAUAUAUUGUUUUGUGAUACAUAAAAUGUAAAUAAAUUCGAGCCGCGUAACUGUUCAACUUUAAAAAAUAACAAAAACAAGAAAUCUAAGUGAGAAAUGAUGUCGGAGAAGGUCUCUGAAGAUAUUGGUAAUUGCGUACGUCAAAACAUUCCAUGGGCAGCCGUGCCGAUACAUUUGAAGCAAGUGCUCCAUAACAAUCAACUCGACUAUGAAAAGUAUGUUUUCAAUUAUAGUCUAAAGAAUCAGUUACGUUUUCGUGGUAAUCUCGUAUCGAAGGUUUUUCGUCAUGAGCAACGUUACUACGAAUUGCUGGUGCAGAAGAGCAUCAAUGGCCUAUUACUAUUUCCAUAUCAUUUGGCUGACAUUAUAACGAAAGGACUGCGCGUUACGCCAUUUAACUAUUAUCUUGAUCUAGUGAGUCAGUUGCUACGCAAUGAUAAGUCAUACGAUACGCUACCAAAUUUCACCGCUGCAGAUUGCCUGCGUAUUUUGGGCAUUGGACGCAAUGAGUAUUUAUCGCUGAUAAGCGAUUUAAAAACACAUACAACACGUGCACUACUUUUUAGCGCCAAGCCGAAUCCAUUGGAUUUCUUACCUCGAUUCCCGGUGCGUGUAUGUAUUGAACCAUGGUGGCGCAUCGAGGUAGGUUAUGUCUUGGAAGCGGAUAUAAGAUUUGUAACUACGGCCGAACGUAGUCUUAUUGAUGAUCUUAUCGAUUUUGGCUCACAAACCGCAGGCAAAUGCGAUUACAUUGUUGUGCAUAGUUUAUAUCGAAAGGGACUCAUCUAUUUAGACAUACCCAUAUCAGGUGAAGAUUGCAUUAGCAUACCACCACUACGUAAUUUCGUAAUGAAUCGUACUAGUGGCGACCACUUUGAGAAUUUACUCUAUAAAAUUUUCGUUAGCGCUGAUGAACAUAUGACAAUUUCGGAAUUGGCGCAAAUGUUGCAAGUUGAUUUGGACUCAGUCAAGCAAGCCGUGUCACUGCUCUGUCGUUUGGGUUUCUCACGUCGCAAAAGUCCAGUCGGUGACAGUCCCAGUAUUGAUAUCAAAUAUCAUGCCAGUUGGGCACAAUACCAAUUGGAAGAAUCUACAUCACGUGAACCACCACAAAUAACACCGCUCAAUUAUAACAACUUCAUUACAUCCGAGUCCACAGCAGAACGCGCUGAAGCGGCAGAAUAUAGUCCAGUUUUAAUAAAGCCGCAGGAUAGGGACAACAGCUCCAUUGGUUAUCUUUCAUCCGAUGGCAAUACGAGUGACUUCAGUUUUGCUAAUAUGCCUUCGCCGUCUCCACAAGCAAUGCAAACUGGUGGCGGUGACAUGCAUAGCCACUCAGAGGAGCAUGAACUCAGCUCUGAAUUGGAUGAUUUAAGUGAGAGUACCACAAAAUUAAGUAUCAAAGAAUUGCCAACCACACCCAAAGGUGAAGGCAAACUACCCAGUGUAUCAGAGAAGACAGGCAAACGUGUUGGAUUUCUCUUUGAUUCCACCUUAACGGCAUUUUUAAUGAUGGGCAAUCUAUCGCCGGGUUUAAAAAAUCACGCUGUCACUAUGUUUGAGGUGGGAAAACUAUCGGAGGAAAGUAUGGACUCAUUUUUAGCAGAGCUAGAAAAAGUUUCGCUCUUAGAUGCCGAGGGUGAAGGCGAUGUUUCGCGGUAUUUUGCGCAUGCAGUAAUUUUGCGAUCGACCAUUUGUUCGUUGCGACAUCUGCUGCCAGGUGGUUUGGAUUUAUUGCGGCUGGAAUGUUUGGAGUGCUUGGAUCAGAAAACACGCGAUCGUGUGCUCGAAAAGAAAUAUAAAUUCAUUAUAUCUGCCACACCGUUAACUGCUACACUCUCACAUAUCUUCAGCAUUCCAUUUUUUGGGCAGUACUACCGCAGCUCAGAUAGCUCGCAUAUGUGGACGAAGCUGUUCUAUAAUCAUAUAACAGGCUAUGGACCACCAAGUCUGUUCCUGUGUAGAGGCACUGUACUUAAAACACUACCACGCAUAUUUCUUGGUUACGGCAAGCUGCUUGUAAAUAUACUACAUUCCGAUUCGUAUAUCUUGAACUCUGAAAAUUUCCGCAAUCUAAAUGAUCAGUUGAAAAAUGGUUGCAUUCUGGUGCAGGGUUAUGGCAUACGACAACCUGGUGAAUUGCGUUACGAAGCAUUCCCAUUCAAUCGCGAUGAUCCACGCCAAUUGGAAUGGAUCAAUCACAAAGCCGUACAACAGCUAAUGAAAUAUUUAGAUCUGGAACACAAUUGCGGUUUUAUAACAUUCCUUAAUACGGGCGUGCCAGAUAUUGGUUGCGAGUCAUUUGAUGUGCAAGUACACCUAAGACAUCCCAAAAAUAAAAUUAAGACAGUGAAUGCGCCAAAGAGUGUUGCAACAACAGCACCGUCGGUGUCAAAUGUCAUUGCCAAUACAACAGCACCAAUAACAGUGACACAACCACAAGAUCUCUUAUCGCCAGCAGAUGGCUCCGAAGUGACUAGUUUUGCGCGUUUGAGUGCCUCACCCAUCCGCGGUAGUCAACUCAAGAGUCCAGAUGAGAAUUACUUUGCGGUUAGUCCGCAAAAUGGUUCGCCAUCAAAUGUCUACACAUCAGUCGACUGCAACGAAUUAUUGGCAUCAGAAUUAGCGAAAUGUGAUGCUGAUUCGGCGGCAAAACAUAACAAAAACGAAUUAGUGUCACAAAGUUCGGUGGAAAUACCGAUCAGCAAUACAAGUGCAAUAUUGGAAACUGAUGCUGCAAACGAGGAUACCACAUCAGAGGAUUGGACCAUAUUGGAUGUGAAUUUCGGUGUGCCACUCUUCGAUGUCGAUUGCAAUACACGUAUUUGUGAGCAAAUUGUACGCAAACUGCAUCAAGAUGAGAAUCUGCAGGCUCUGCCGGAUAGAGCGGAGCAGAUGAAUGCGACCUUCUUGAAGUUCGUCAAGCAAUGCAUGUACUUUGAAGAGGAGCCAAACAUCGAGCAAUUGAAGAUUGGAAAAAUCUUGCCAUAUCCACGCAUAAAUUUGGCGUUCGAAAAUGGACGCGUUUGCUAUUGGAGUGGCAGAUAAGCGUUUGCAACUACGUCACAUAUGUAGCAUAUAGGCUGGGUUAUGCAAAUAGUAAAUCUAAAAAAAACAUUAUAAUGAAAAUCUUAAACGCAUGCUUACAAUAAGUCAAAUAUAUUUACAUUUUGUAAUGGCAUGCGUAAGGCAAUAUCCAAUUAAUUUGCUGUACAAUAUUUAUUGCCAAAUAGCUGCAAACCAUUCCGUUUUUUUUAUUAAUUUAUAAUAUAUGUACGUAUGUAUGUGUUCUUUUCCUUAUCUUAUCUGCUGCUUUGACAGAUUUCUACUUUUAAUAUGUUGCAUACAUAUGCACAUUCAUAUUUUGUUUUUGUUUAUUAUAUAUUAUUACAUAACUAGAGUUUUUAGCAGCACUUGUAACGAAAAUAUGUGAAAUAGUAAAAUGGAGAAAAAAUUUUACAGUACCUUUGUGCUUCUACUUACAAUGCAAAAAUAUAAAAAGUAUAAUUAUUUAAAUUUUAUCAUACAAUGUAUUGCUUAUUUAUAAAUACUUAGCAACACUUAUGAAUACCAAUAAAAAAAGUAUUUAUCAUUUUACAAAUACAA
This is a messenger RNA of Zeugodacus cucurbitae (melon fly), 3738 nucleotides long. Its product is annotated as protein FAM91A1. The transcript has 2 exons. The record is from RefSeq and is a predicted model, not a curated record. Lineage: Eukaryota; Metazoa; Arthropoda; Insecta; Diptera; Tephritidae. The coding region runs from base 229 to 3180 and encodes 983 amino acids.